AUGAACCGCCUUCUGUGUGCCUUCAUCCUUCUCCCGAAUUUGAUCUCUGCAGCACUUUUGACUGAUAAAGUUACCGUGAACUUUCUUCCGGAUAUCAACAAGAUUCGUCGUCAAUUUGCAAAAGACCAUUCCGUACCGGAUAUGCACGAAUGGACAUGGAGCAGAGAUCUUGAGGCGAUUCUUAACCCAAUCACUGUAGAGAAGGUUCGCGAGAUAUAUAAAGCUGGUGCCGAUUGGAGAUACGUGGCUGUUAACAGCUAUGAGACAGUCAACACUGAAUUUGAAACAAAAUUGAAAGAAUUUGCUGGGAAGACCGAAGAUGAGCAGAAAAAACUAGUUGAUAACCGCGCUUUUUAUAGUCAACAAGAGCUGGAGUUUGUUCAACCGCUUCAAAAAUUCGUCGCCUGCAAGCCAACGGAUAUUUCUGGUAAAAUUUAUGUGUUGUGCUUAGUAGGACCAAAAGGGGAGUUCGAGUUUGUGAAUAAAGAGAGACCAACUGGUGAAGCUGGAACAAAGUGUGACAGUGGAUAUGAAAACGAUGAUGGUCUGUGCGUUGUCGCAAAACCGAAAACCACGACAGAAAAUCCGGAAAAAACGACCGAAAAUCCAAAAAAAAACGAAUGA
This is a messenger RNA of Caenorhabditis remanei, 624 nucleotides long. RefSeq lists its product as uncharacterized. NCBI's taxonomy places the organism in Eukaryota, Metazoa, Nematoda, Chromadorea, Rhabditida, Rhabditidae. Bases 1 to 624 code for a protein of 207 amino acids. The record is from RefSeq and is a predicted model, not a curated record. The transcript has 4 exons.